GACCGGGGUGCUUUGGGGGAACGGAAGUUGUUGCUGUGCUCUGCCUGGCGCUUCAAGCUGGAGGGAUGAAGGCCUAAAAGGAGUCAGUGGUGGGAAUGCGGAUACCCCUCGUUACACAGAAGACGACGACGAAGGAGAGCUGCCCAUGCUUUCUAGGACUUACUUCUCCACUUGGGGCUGGAAGGUUUUUCCUUUUUUCUGCCUAUCUGGAGGAUGCAGCAGGAGCAAACCAAAUCUGCAAGAGGUUUGUCCCUUAUCUGCUAGAAACAGAUGUGCCACAGAUUUGUACUAGACUGCCAAAUACUUGAUUAGAACAAUUUUAACAGCCGAGUGAAUAAGUUGUGUGGUUACUGAAGGCUUACAACAUUUUCUGGAUCCCAGCAGUCAUGUCCUAUGUGUUUGUAAAUGAUUCUUCCCAGACAAGCGUACCUUUGCUGCAAGCUUGCAUUGAUGGAGACUUUAAUUAUUCCAAGAGACUCCUGGAGAGUGGCUUUGAUCCAAAUAUUCGUGACAGCCGAGGGCGAACAGGGCUCCACUUAGCAGCGGCUCGAGGAAACGUAGACAUCAGUCAGCUGUUACACAAAUUUGGUGCUGAUCUUCUGGCUACCGACUACCAAGGUAACACAGCCCUUCACCUGUGUGGGCAUGUGGAUACCAUUCAGUUCCUGGUCUCCAAUGGACUCAAAAUAGAUAUUUGCAACCACCAAGGUGCAACUCCUCUUGUUUUGGCAAAACGAAGAGGGGUCAAUAAAGAUGUGAUUCGCUUGCUGGAAUCUCUGGAAGAACAAGAAGUCAAAGGAUUCAACAGAGGAGCUCAUUCAAAGCUGGAAACUAUGCAGACAGCUGAAAGUGAAAGUGCAAUGGAGAGCCAUUCCCUUCUCAAUCCCAAUCUGCAGCAAGGUGAAGGAGUUCUCUCCAGCUUCCGAACGACAUGGCAAGAGUUUGUGGAGGACCUUGGCUUCUGGCGAGUGCUGCUCUUGAUCUUUGUCAUCGCCUUGCUCUCCCUUGGGAUUGCAUACUAUGUCAGUGGAGUGCUUCCUUUUGUAGAAAAUCAGCCCGAACUGCUCCAUUAAAGGCCAUGUAAAUAAACAGUGCUCUUACUAUUAUUUUUAGCUCCUCAGAUUGUUUUCCUCAGUACAGGCAGCUGCCGCCUACAUACUGUUGAUGUUUCUAUAUAUUCCCACAUAGAGGAUCCUGUCUGAAUUGAGGAUGCAUUAAUUCCAGAUAAACAGAAUUAAACUUAUAGUUAUUUCUGUGAUACCUGUAACAUGUCUUGGGUCAUACGUUACUAUUAGCAUGUUGUAUGGAUAAGUUCAGUGAUAGAUAGAAAGGGUCCUGGAUUCUUCUAGAGAAGGAAGGUGUAUUUUGGAAAUGGGACCAAGUCAUUAACAUUUCUUUAAAGCAGACUGUUAUGUGAGUGGACCAUGUCUGUCCUUCUGGGUAUUUAAAGGUCAUGACUUUUUGCCAGAAAUAUCCAUAUUAUAGUAAUAUAAGGGCACUUAUCUUUGUUACUAACAAGUACAUGUAUUUCAUGAAAUGACAUGCCAUAUCUUUAUUAUUUCCUUUGUUUUAAUUUUAAAUGUGUUAGAUUUUCAUUUAUUGCUUCACGCUAACUCUCUAGUUUACCUAGUCUAGCUGGGCAAUAUUAAUAACUCUUUCUAAAUGAAUUUUCUUUUGUUGUUAUAAAAAUAAACACUCACAGCCUUCAGAAAUGUGUUUAUUUUUCUCUAUUGGGGAGAUAUCUUUUUCUCAAAAAUAAAUUUUCACUUACAAACUUGUGCUAUUCAGCAAAAUUGUCUGUGUAAAAUAUCGGUCUUUUAGAUGUUUUCAAGAACUAGAAAAGAUUAUCACAUUAGCAUGUCAUUAAAUGUCAUAAUUGUGAAAAAAUGUAUUGUUCUAAUAUUCAUAACUUUUCAGGCAGCAUAAAGCUGCGGGAUGCACCGAGUGUCCUAUGUUCUCAAUAUGUAAGAUUAUUGUUGGUGAACUGAUAUGUGGCUUAGCAGUACUCUCAGUUUGAGGUCAUGUUGAUGAUUUCCAUAGCUAUAAAAUCUUACUAAUGCACUCUUGGAAAGAUGGUAUAACUAGCAGCUAGGUAGCAGAGGCAUCUUUAUGGCUCAUGUGUCCAUCUGGCUUCAGAGCCGAAGUCAGAGAACAGAUCUGAUUUUUCUAGAGCAGAACCCAAUGAUCGUGUUUGUAAACGCACACACAAUGCACACAACACACACGACUAUGGGACAGACAGGGAGAAUUUUAGGUAAAUGCAACCGCCCAAAAAUGAGUUUAAUGUCAAAUCUAUUCAUCUGGCAGGGGAUUCCUAGCAGCUGUAUGAAGCAAAAGGAUAUUGAAGCAUUUUAUAAGCUCCUGUCCUAAAUUGCUGCUUGAAGGUAUUUAUUAUUACAGGCAAACAAAUAGCAAGCAUUAUCCCUUUAUAAUAUGCCUUUCCGUAACCUGAGAAUGAUCCAGCCAAAUUCAUCAUUUUUUAAGGCACCUUUUCCCAAAAAUUAGAUUGGUAUGGGCUUAAUAGACCCACUGAAAAUCAUUUCACCAUUUUAUAAAAGGUAAAGUAAAUCAGGAAAAUUCCAAAUUAGGAUACAAAAUAAUUGAGUAGUCACUUUGGUAUGCAAAUAGUUAUACUUAAGGAAUAAAAGAUAAUAUCAACUGGUGUAAGUAAGGAUUGCUUUAACAUAGAAUUUGUAUGACCUCACAAUUUCUCUUCCAUGUUAUGCUCCUGUAAUGACUUAGUUACAUUCUAAGCAUGACUGUAUAUUCCAAAUAAAUGUAUAUACUAAUA
Molecule: messenger RNA, 2791 nt
Organism: Anolis carolinensis (green anole)
Lineage: Eukaryota; Metazoa; Chordata; Lepidosauria; Squamata; Anolidae
Gene: ankrd46
Product: ankyrin repeat domain 46
Exons: 6
Coding region: 387-1073 (228 amino acids)
Cellular component (GO): nucleus
Molecular function (GO): protein binding
Source: RefSeq, a predicted model, not a curated record